This is a messenger RNA of Vanderwaltozyma polyspora DSM 70294, 609 nucleotides long. RefSeq lists its product as uncharacterized. Bases 1 to 609 code for a protein of 202 amino acids. The transcript has a single exon. The record is from RefSeq and is a predicted model, not a curated record. NCBI's taxonomy places the organism in Eukaryota, Fungi, Ascomycota, Saccharomycetes, Saccharomycetales, Saccharomycetaceae.
AUGACAAAAAAUAAUUAUUCUUCUCUUUACAGAACAGAGACAGACAGUGUUUUAUCAAGGGCAAGAACACCAACAACAACAACAACAACUAGAACCAGAACCAGAACAGUAAUAGGAACGACGAGAACGAGAACGAAAACAAAUAUCCAGCCACUCGUCCUCUUUAUAUACUCCCAGAUAACAAGAACACCAUUAACUAUGUAUCUACCAGAUGAAUCAAUCCAUGAUCCCCUCACAUUACAAACCAUACUAUAUAUAAUAUACCACCAUACCCGUCCACCUCUGCAUACCNNCNCCUCCCCUCCAAAAAAGCCUCUAUCUCGCUAUCUCCCCCCCCUCCUCCCCCCACAUCUAAUUCCAUCCCAUCUGCCCAUCCCCACCGGUCCACCAAUAAAAACAGAACAACCACAUCUCCCACACCGGUCGACAGCAACAGCAACAGCAACAGCAACAGCAACAGCAACAAGUCAAGACAAGAUACAGACAUCGCCAGCAACCGGAACAACCCAAAUUCUCACAGGGACCGUCCCUCAUCCCCAUCCCCAUCCCCAUCGAAUCGAAUCGAAUCGACAAUCAACCUCCAGAAAAGAAAGACCAGACCUUCUUUAA